Messenger RNA from Musa acuminata AAA Group (dessert banana), 618 nucleotides. RefSeq lists its product as uncharacterized. The record is from RefSeq and is a predicted model, not a curated record. The coding region runs from base 1 to 618 and encodes 205 amino acids. The transcript has 2 exons. NCBI's taxonomy places the organism in Eukaryota, Viridiplantae, Streptophyta, Magnoliopsida, Zingiberales, Musaceae. Gene Ontology annotation, molecular function: zinc ion binding.
AUGGCUGACAAGGGAGGUAUAUGCCCUUCGGAUAUCGAAGGAGGGCAUCAUCUGCUCCCUUCUGAUGAGAGCGACCAAGACAGCGACGACGAGGCAGGGCACUCGCCGCACGAUCCCAGCUGCGAAAUAAGCGCAUCUCCGGAGCCUUGCAGGAAAUCCUGCGUCUCGGUCUCGGACGGCUCGCUGGAGGGCGACCUAGAGAGCGGGAUUUCUGAGAGUAAGACGGCGAGUCCGGAGAGAGGUGGGAGCGAUUGCCGGAUUUGUCAUCUCAGCCUGGAGAAGGCAUCUCCGGAUGCGGGUGCGCCGAUCGAGUUGGGGUGUUGUUGCAAGGACGACCUGGCUGCUGCCCACAAGCGAUGCGCUGAGACGUGGUUUAAGAUCAAGGGAAACAAGACAUGUGAGGUUUGCGGCUCGAUCGCGAAGAAUGUGGUGGGUUCAGGCGAGACCGAACCCACCGAGCACUGGAACGAAGCUGCUACUGCAUCUCCACCACCUUCAUCAUCAUCAUCAGAAACACAGAGCUCUUGGCAGGGCCACCGGUUUCUCAACUUGCUGCUUGCGUGCCUGGUGUUUGCCUUUGUCAUCUCCUGGCUAUUUCAUUUCAAUGCUCCAGGCUGA